Molecule: messenger RNA, 1599 nt
Organism: Drosophila bipectinata
Lineage: Eukaryota; Metazoa; Arthropoda; Insecta; Diptera; Drosophilidae
Product: lysosome-associated membrane glycoprotein 5
Biological process (GO): establishment of protein localization to organelle
Cellular component (GO): late endosome membrane; plasma membrane; lysosomal membrane
Source: RefSeq, a predicted model, not a curated record
CCGAAACAGGAAACACGUCGUAGUUGCGUUGUGCCGAGACUGCAGAGUAAAAUUGUCAUUGGAAUCGACCAGAGUAGAGUGUAAAAAGGGUUCCCCAACUAAGAUGAAACUAAUCACCUUCGACAAGUCCCUGUCCAGGCUACAAGGAUUGGGGAACAUAGCCAUUGUUAUCUCAUCGCUCCUGGCACUUUUUGCAACUGCCGCCCACGGGCUACAGCUGCCCGUCUUCUCAACCAAAACGCCAAGGGUCAGCAAGUACACAACCAAAUCGCCAUCGGCCUCGUCGAUGAAUCACGAUGCUACUGCCUCGCUGUAUCGCUUUAAUGCCACCAACGGGAUUACCUGCAUCUUGAUGCAAGUGGACGGUUUGAUCAGCAUCAAGUAUCGCAACAAGCUGAACGAGGACGUGGAGGCGGAUCUGUAUAUGCCGGACGACCCCCAGUUGAGUGGCGAGUGCGUCGAGUCGAAUCUGGAGAUUCUGACCAUGGACUUUAAAGGUUUCCGCUUGUCCAUGACAUUCAAAAAGUCAUCUGGCGGCGAGGGUUGGUAUAUCAACCUGUUCGAGCUAACCUAUUCCUCCUCCAAUACACUGUUCGAGCACCCCGAUCGCCCAGGACUGGACGUCAAACUAACCUCUCCCGCCCAGACACCCAUGUACUUCCCGACGCCGGUCGGCAAGUCCUACGUUUGCGACAAGGAACAGACUGUGAUUAUGUACGCCCCCCACGAUUCCGGCGACCAAUCCGGUCAUAUAGCCCGUCUCUAUCUGCGCGACAUGCACAUGCAGAGCUUCAUGUUCAAGGAUAGCGGCAAGUGGGGCCCGUCGUUCCACUGCAGCGCCACCGGAUCUUAUCGCGACGAGACGGCGCCCCUGGCCGUGGGAACUGCCCUGGCCAUCGCCGUACUGCUAACCAUAUCUGGCUACGGCGGCUGGAGGUACUUCAAAAUCAAGAAGGUCCAGUACGGAUCAAUGGAGUGAGGAGGAGAUUGGGGCAGACUAUGAAGUAAAGCGUUCGUUUUCGUUCAACUAUUUGAUCAUAUCGUUGUCUACACAUAUCCCCCACGUUUGUUGGAUCUAUUGCAAUCCCUGUAGUCCUAUAAUUUUAAAAUUAAGAAUUGUCCGGGGCAGUUUACGAGAUAAUUGAGAAAGUAACUAAAGAUACAUAUAUGAGAAAUGCAAAUGUCUUCCAUAUUGUUAAAGUAUAAAAUAAUAGUGCACCAUAUAUGAUUAUUAAAUGUUAAUAUAUAUAUAUAUAUGUUCAUGAAUAUAUAACAUGACUAACCGAAAACAAAAUUAUUAUUUUAAACAGGCAAUUAAUGCUUGGCGAAAGACCAAUGUUGGCACAGUGGACGACGUCAUAUCCGAAUCUUAUACUCUCCUGUUUCAUAAAUUUGAUCGAAACACCUACUACUGAAUACUCGUUUUAUAUGACACAUUUUUGAAAUGAAAUCUCUCUCCUGCACCACCUCUAAAAACAUUCAUUACAUUACAAGUUUGUCUCUUUGCCAAUUGAAAUAUUGAAGGAAAGAUAUGAGUGGGGAAAGGCUUUUGUUUAUAUAAUUAGUAUUAAAGAGUUGACAAAAAAAAAAAAUAUGAAA